ACUGACAAUGCCUGAGGACACUGCUUGAUGAUAUUUUGGAAUAUUUGCUCGUCGCAAUCCAACAAAUCAAUUUCAUGAAUAACCAAACUCCAGCACAACAUCUUUAUGAACAGACUUCACAGUACAAACAUUGGCAGUUUACUGCAGAAAAACUAAUGGAAAAAAGACUGCAGGUCAACACUGAUGGGGUUGCUCGAACUCUAGAAGCAUUAAGACUUGAAAACGAGUUGAAACAGUCAGAAAGUACCGAUUCUUCCGCAAGUCCUGGUUCCGAAUGUGUUACAUGGAAAGAACAGCUGGACUAUUGCAGAUUUUACGAAGGCAAGAUCAUCGAUUACUGUAAAUUCUUUGGAUUUGACAAGACUGUUCAAGCUACAGCGAUUGUUUUUUUUAAAAGAUUCUAUCUCAACAAUACCGUCAUGGACUAUGAUCCCAAAAUUAUCUUGAUGACAUGUCUUUUUUUGAGCACAAAAGUAGAAAACUCGUUGAUGCCGCUCGAUGAGUUUCUCAGCAAAGUACCCAAGUCGCCAGAUGCAAGCGUCAUGAUUCAUUUGGAAUUUGUGCUUUCCAAAGGAAUUCAAUUUGAAUACUCUGUGCAUCAUCCAUACUGGCCAUUGCAUGGAUUUUUCCUUGAUAUCCAGACGUUUAUACAAUCUUCACAACCCCGAGGGAAACAUCCAGACUUGAUAAAACGACUGUAUGCCGUCUAUAAUCAAGCAACAGAUUUGAUUACAUCGUCCUUGAUAUCAGAUGCUUUGUUCAUGUAUAUGCCUUCACAGAUUGCUCUUGCUGCAAUCCAGGAGAUGGCAAGUCAUGUACCUACUAUUGCACCCAUCAUCAGUGCAUUUAUUACAGAUCGAUUUCAAAACGAAACACCCGAACGAGUACAAGGAUUGAUUCAACUUUUACAGGCAAUUCGUGUAGAUUUGUGCAAUGCCAAGGAGCUUACAGUAAACAAGGCUACAGCAGCUGUAGUAGCCAGCAAACUCAGAUUGUAUUCCAAUCCUGAAUUUGAUCCUACAAGUAAACUAUUUGCUUUGCGCAAACAAGAAGAGGAGCAGCAGAAUGAAGCCAAGAGAUUAAAAAAAGCCGACAAGGCUCGACACAAUCGUGACCAGCUUGCAACGAUUGUCAACUAGAUGUAUUAAUGAGCCAAAUCAACAAAAGCAGUCCGUUUUGGAUUUAUUCGUAAGAUGAAGGCUCGAGUAGCUGUAGCUCUCGAAAUUGAUCACGAAUACCUCGUCAUCGCUUAAUGUUCUUUUUGGUUCUAAACAUUGCGCAAACACGACGAUGUCGCUCGACAAACUCUCCUUUGAAUGAGUGUGCUGGAUCGUCUGUCAUGGGAAUUUCAUGUGUGUAGUUGUAUCGAGUAUCGUCGCUAAUUGAUGACAAAAUAAAAAGAUUAGCUACCAAUUG
Molecule: messenger RNA, 1416 nt
Organism: Batrachochytrium dendrobatidis JAM81
Lineage: Eukaryota; Fungi; Chytridiomycota; Chytridiomycetes; Rhizophydiales
Exons: 5
Coding region: 75-1139 (354 amino acids)
Biological process (GO): regulation of transcription by RNA polymerase II; regulation of cyclin-dependent protein serine/threonine kinase activity
Cellular component (GO): transcription factor TFIIK complex; nucleus
Molecular function (GO): cyclin-dependent protein serine/threonine kinase regulator activity
Source: RefSeq, a predicted model, not a curated record